CGUUUGUUUUCUGAGCUGCUGAACCGAAACCAGACGCCCAAUUUCAGAAUGCAUCUGUCAAGGGUUGGAAUUUACAUGAAGAGGAGAAAGCGGGCCUGCUCUCAAGCUUGAGCAUUAUUGUCUUCCUCCAUCUGGCCAUCACUGUCUCUGCCUCUUCAGAUUGGUGCUCAUUUCCUCUCCCUUCACCAACAUGCUGUGUUGGGGGAAUGCCAAGGAUGGGCAGUUGGGUGUCGGUGUGGAAAGGAACCCAGUGUUUGAGCCAAGGAACUGUCAAGUGUUCAGUGGCAGGGGACUGAAAGAUGUCGCUUGUGGAGGGCAACACUCAAUGUUCCUGCUGCAUGACGGAAGUGUGUACACAUGCGGCUCUAACAGCUGUGGACAACUGGGACAUGACAAAGCAGGGACUUCCCCAGAGCUGGUAGGGGCUCUGGAUACACAGAAGAUAACAAUGGUAUCAUGUGGUCGGGCCCAUUCGAUGGCAGUGAAUGAGCAAGGUCAAGUGUUUGCCUGGGGAGCUGGUGAAGGGGGACAGCUUGGCCUGGGGACUGUGGAGGCGGCUGUUCGAAUCCCAAGGUUGGUCAAAAGACUGUGUGACCAUCGCAUCUCCCAAGUAAUGUGUGGGAACCAGCACUGCAUCGCACUUUCUAGAGACGGCCAACUGUUCACGUGGGGCCAGAACACCAGUGGCCAGCUCGGUCUGGGGAAAGGAGAGCCCAGCAAGCUAUCCCCUCAUCCUCUGAAGUCUCUGGCAGGAAUUCCUUUGGCACAGAUAACUGCUGGGGGAGACCACAGUUUUGCACUCUCCUUGUCCGGAGCUGUAUUUGGCUGGGGCAAAAACAGAGCUGGACAACUGGGUCUCAAUGAUAAGCAAGAUCGUGCCGUCCCGUGCCACAUCAAAUUUUUGAGAUCUCAAAAAGUUGUUUACAUCAGCUGUGGAGAUGAGCAUACAGCAGCACUCACAAAGGAUGGCGGCUUGUUUACAUUUGGUGACGGCUCGUGGGGUCAGCUGGGUCAUGGCUCCACCAACAAUGAACUUUUACCGAGACGAGUGCUGGAGCUCAUGGGUACUGAGGUGUCCCAGAUCGCCUGUGGCAGGCACCACACUUUGGCGUUCGUGCCUUCCUCUGGCGUGGUGUAUGCGUUUGGUUGUAACAGCCAUGGCCAGCUGGGCACAGGAAUACUGGGGGAUGCCAGAAGCCCAUUUCCUGUGAAGAACAGUUUCCUGACUGGAAAUUUCCAUAGAAGAGAAUCCAAACAGUAUACAGUGACCAAAACCAUAUGUGGAGGAGACCAUAGUUUCUUAUUGUACUCGAGUGAACAGAGUUCUGUCACCCCAGAAGAUUUCAGGGUGAUCAAUGUCAACAAAAGCCUCUCCCCAAUCAAUUACGAAAGGUUAAAUUCAUGGAGGUUAAAGCUGAUGUACAGCACAGACUCUAGCGUCACAAACGACAUCAUAAUUCAGCUCUCCUCGACGGCUUGUUGGAAUGCCAGCUUCUUGGACCAAAGUGAUGAUAACCACUUCAAAACCAACCCAAAGAUCCCAGGCAUCGAUCUCAACUCUGUCAGAGUGCUGUUUGAGACUCUCAGCAAACCGGCCUUCUCUGGACUUCUGGAGCAGGCCACCAAGAGUUUUGAGAGCAUGUUGAUCCCUCAGCUGCCGCGCUCCCCUCCUGACGUCGAGGCCAUGAGGAUCUACCUCAUCCUAUCUGAGUAUCCAGCACUGCUGGACUCCAAGAACUACAUCCGCCUCACUAUACCCCUGGCAAUGGCCAUUCUCCGGCUAGACGCCAACCCCAGCAAAGUAUUAGAUAACUGGUGGUGUUUUGUGGAUGGCAGCGUGUUCACCAGAAUGGUCGACAUGUACAAGAGCAUCGUUGUGUUUAUGCUAACAGGAGGCAAGACGCUGCUUGUACCUGUCUUCUAUGAGAACUAUUUUCUGGCCACGCUAAGGCUGCUGGAGAAACUCCAUAAGGUAAACUUAAAGGCUCACCAUGUGGAGUACAACCGCUUUUAUAUCCCCGACAUCACCAGCCUCGUGGACAUCCAGGAAGACUACCUCAAAUGGUUUCUGAAUAAAGCCGAGAUUAAAAUGGGAUCAUCCCCUUCGCAGAGUGACUUUCUCACAGUGAACCUUUGUGCCUACCCGUUCAUACUGAACGCCCAAGCCAAGACAACCAUGCUGCAAACAGAUGCUGAACUGCAAAUGCAGAUGGCAGUAAGCGGUGCAAACCUACACAAUGUCUUUAUGCUGCUCACACUGGAACCCCACCUUGCUAGGAACCCUUACCUAGUGCUCCAUGUGCGCAGGAACCAUUUAGUAAGUGACACACUGCGUGAGCUCACCAUGUACUCUGACGUGGACCUCAAGAAGCCGCUCAAGGUGAUCUUCGAUGGCGAGGAGGCCGUAGAUGCAGGUGGAGUAACUAAAGAGUUCUUCCUGCUGCUGCUGAAGGAGCUGAUGGAUCCUGUGUAUGGGAUGUUCACACAUUACAAGGAGUCCAACCUGCUGUGGUUCUCAGACAAAUGUUUUGUAGAGCAGAACUGGUUUCACCUGAUCGGGAUCAUCUGUGGUCUGGCCAUCUACAACUCCACGGUGGUGGACCUCCACUUCCCCCUGGCUCUCUACAAGAAGCUGCUUAAUGUUCUACCCACACUGGAUGACUUCAAAGAGCUCUCACCCACCGAGGCCAGGAGUCUACAACAACUUCUAGACUAUGAAGGAGGUGAUGUGGAGGAGACUUUUCUUCUCAACUUUGCCAUCACCAGGGAGAACUAUGGGAUGACAGAGGUGAAGGAGCUGAUCCCUGGAGGAGAAAGCAUCGCUGUGGACAUAAACAACAGGAAAGAGUUUGUCGAGGCCUACCUGCGCUACGUGUUCUCAGACUCGGCGGCCGAGCAGUACUCGGCCUUCUCCUCUGGUUUCCUGAAGGUGUGCGGCGGGGAGAUCCUGUCGCUGUUCCAGCCCUCUGAGCUGAUGGCCAUGGUGGUUGGCAACAACAACUACAACUGGGAGGAGAUGGAGAAGAACGCCGUCUACAAAGGGGAGUACACAGCCACUCAUCCAACAGUCAGAUUGUUCUGGGAGGUUUUCCACGAGUUCCCUCUGGAAAAGAAGAAGCAGUUCUUAUUGUUCCUGACCGGCAGCGACCGCAUCCCCAUCCACGGCAUGGAGAGCCUCCGCAUCGUCAUCCAGUCCACCACAGCGGAGGAGCACUACCUGCCGGUGGCCCACACCUGCUACAACCUGCUGGACAUGCCCCGCUACCAGACCAAAGAGAUCCUGCGCCGCCGCCUCACUCAGGCCGUGGAGCAGUACGAGGGCUUCAGCCUGGUCUGAGGGGAGUCCGAGUGGAAGAUUCAACGCACUUUAACAGCAAUACACCCCCCUCAACGUGAGUGUCCGAGGAGUGUAGGCGGGGGGGGGGAUUCUGGGAAACAGGAAGAACGCUCUCUUUAUACGCUCUCACAGGAUUGUUAAGCAUCUUGAGUCUGAAAGGUCUAUGUAUGUAAAUUCAAAGUAUUACUGUUUUUAUUGCUUUGGUCAAAGUUUCGCAACCUUUCAGGACCAUUUUAGAGGCUGAUAUAUAUUGAUAUUUGUUUCAAAUCUGUCCGGGGAUUGAAGUAAAAACAAAAUAUAAAUGAUAGUGAAAUUUGCAUGACGACUUGGGAUCAUUAAAAACUUUUGGGAACUAAAAUCAGGGGAAGGUUGAGAAACUCUGGACUUGUGGGUGUUUGCGUUGUUUCAUUUUUGUCUUUUUUUGCAAAGCUGUGUAUUUUAUAUUCCUUAAAUUCUAUUUUUCACCUUUAAAGAAUUCUGUUAUUACCUUGAGACAAUAUAUUGCUUUUUGUUACUUUUAAUUUAUUAAAUAGAGUGGUUAUUUUUUGACAAAAUAAACGUGUAUGUAUGUAAAUAGCACUUUGAAUAUAAUCUUUACCCCCCGAUGCUGGGAGGAGUGUUAGUCCCGCUGAUCCUUUGAAAUCUGGACACCAGCAUGUCCUCCCUGCGCCAUUUUAAAGAAGGUCGAAAGAAGAGUUUCUGGCGGGCCGAAGGGUUCAACACGGCGAAUAUUAUUUGCAAUCGCUCGUUCCUGUUUAGCUGUGGAUCACAGACCAGCUGACUUUGUCUUGAAUCUGCAUUCAACAGUGUGGCCUUCUACAGCGAAACCUACUGUACGGACACUAAGCUGACUUUUAAAGUUGAUUUUUACUGGAUGUUGUCUGUGUGCAUGUUGUUGAGUGAAAGAAAAAACCUGAUUGUCAUUUAACAGUUCGACAUUUUGGGGAAUACAAUUAUUCGCUUUCUUGCAGAGAUUGAGCCAGUUUUCCUGGAUGCCGGUUAAAUGUCAGGCCACAGCUAGCAGCCACUUAGCUUAGCUCAGACUUAAAGCAUGAGCAAUCGGGUGUCGUUUCAAAUUUAACAAAAUGUGCACCUCUAAAGCUCACCAAUUAACAGCUUAUGCCUUGUUUGUUUGUUUGCACAGAAAGAAACGAAGCAUUAAUAUUUGGCUGUUUUAUUCGGGUUAGUUUCAUUGUUACACUAAUAAUUUUUUUUAAAAACUUUGCUGCACUCCAACUACUGAAACCAGUGAUUCCAACACAGUGCUUUGAUAGAUCUUCAGCUUACUGAAACAGACGGUUCACACCUUUGUUGGCUCUUCACUGGUUUCCUGGCAACCAAGAGCAACAAAAAUGGCGGUCACUCGCCUUCAUACAAAUUCAACAAACUAGAUAUAUUGUGUAAGACUGUGAGCUUUAGAGCUGCUGUUGGUGGGUUUAGUGACACAAACUAGCUGUUUUCAGUCUGUUUGUUAGGCUAAGCUAACCGGUUGCUAUGACUGCACCGUAGACUGUAUAUGGAUCGUACCAUUCUGGCAAGAAGCGAGCAAGAUUGUGUCCUAAAGUGUCAUUUAAAACUAACUAUAAAAACCUUAGAAUGAAUAAUUGUAAUUAGUAUGGUUUCCAAGUUGCAGAUUAAGAAUACUUAAAUUGUGAUACUUGAAUAAAUGCGUAUUUUAACAGUGUGGGCAGAUAUUAAACACUCAUAUUUAGUCAUUUGAUGAUAAACUGUAUAUCACUUGUUCCAAAACUUGCCCUGAUACUGUAUUUAUUCCUGCAGUCAAACCUCUUAAUUGAAAAAUGCUGUUUAAUUAGGUAGUGCAUUGGCGUGAAGUGCGUGAAAUGGUCUUGCAUAUAUAUAUAUACAUACACAUAUAUAUAUAUACAUAUAUUUUUUAUAUAUUUCCUACAUGACAGUGGUGUUAAAGUGAUUUGGGACAGUAAAAUGACUUGAUGUGUCCUGACUAACACAUCCAUUCAGCAAUAACAACCUGAUACAGCCCAGUAAUGUAGUGAUAAACUUAUAAAGGUCUGACAUGCUGGACUCUUCUGAGAUGUUUCUUAGGACAGUUCAUCUUAUUGCUUAGCUCUAUACUGCAUGUACACACACGUUCCACACGUUCAGUCAAUAUUUGUCCUAUUAAGGCUGAUUUCUCCUGCAGAGUUUAGUCCUAUGCAAAGGUUUGUGCAGCCCUUGACUUUUUUGCACCUUUUAAUGUGCUACAGAAAAUGUGAUUUUUGCAUAUUUGUCUGAAAUCUACACAAAGCUCUCUGUUCCAGCCAAGUUUUUUUUUUUUUUUU
Messenger RNA from Stegastes partitus (bicolor damselfish), 5637 nucleotides. It is a transcript of the gene herc3, whose product is annotated as HECT and RLD domain containing E3 ubiquitin protein ligase 3. The record is from RefSeq and is a predicted model, not a curated record. The transcript is spliced from 25 exons. Gene Ontology annotation, cellular component: cytoplasm. The coding region runs from base 191 to 3337 and encodes 1048 amino acids. Gene Ontology annotation, molecular function: ubiquitin-protein transferase activity. Lineage: Eukaryota; Metazoa; Chordata; Actinopteri; Pomacentridae.